CUUACUGAAGAGUUAGGAGAAUGACUUUUCAUUCAACCUGCCUAGUGAAAUACACUCGAGACUUCAAGUGCAACUAAACAAAAGCAGCUUGAGUGUGUGACCUUUAGUUGAAACACACCACAAGAUGGCGACCUGCUUUUCCUUGCACUCAGAGACUGCAGAUCAUGAUGUUAGACGGGCCUAAAAGAGAUGACAUUUGCAACUAUGUAUGCAUUGUAAUUGUCAACGUUUCAAUACAUCAUCGCUUAAAAGGCACAUUGAAAAUGUAAACUAUACGAUUACAGCCAUUGGAACCAGUGGAAUGCUUCUGUGGUUGCACAGCUUUUUCUUUUUACACUCAUACACACAGAGACACCAAAAAUGACCAACAUGCCUGCAAGGAUUUCAAAAAUAUAGACCAGCCCCAAUAUGAGAAAUGAAUAAGUAGAAUAUACAACACUUACUGUUUAUAGAAUCUCAAAGAGGUCGUGUGUUUAUAUUGAUUGAUCGACUGAUUGUAUGACAUUUGGGAAUAUUAAAAUGGCAUGUAAAUGUAAUACAUUUAUGAAGGAAAGGAGCACUCAUUGAGAGGAGACCCUCUCCUAAGCCAGGCAAAUUCAAAGAAUAGCGUACCGCACGAAUGCUAUUUUUAGACCGCAAGGCUGCGUGACAUCACCAUCAUAAACCGGAAGGGUGUCAACAUAGAAGCGUGCUCGUAUAUAACCCAUGUGAUUACUGCUUUUUUUCUGCCGGUAAUCUUUCAAAAAAGAACAUGCGGCGUAAACACUGCUGCUAUGGAACUUGUAGGAACGACUUUAAACAUUACGACUGUCCACAUAUGAAGGAUGUUUUCUUCAUACGUUUACUGAAGCCAAAAACUCAGAGGAAAAAAUGUGAACUAUGGAUCAACUUGUGCCUACGUCUAAAAGACCAGUUCAAUGCCAGUAAGGUGAAGCCAUUCGCCUUCAUAUGCAGUAAACAUUUUGUUGGGGGCCAUGGUCCUACACAUGACAAUCCGGAUCCAUUGCCUGCCACAGCCUGCCCCGAUGAGGUAAGACAUUGUGAGAGAGACAUAUGAGAGAGACAGAUUUAACAGCUUUACCUUUUAUGUUGUAGAGAAACAACCUUAGUAAGGGGGAAGUGUUAUUAAAUUAAUAGAAUUGAUUUGUUAUUAAUCAAAGAAUUAAACGUGUUCGUUGUCUGCCACUGAGAACCAUUUGCAAUAUAAAUUACCCCCAAGAACGGUCAGAGACGUAAGACAACCGGAGGAUAUGAUAUAUAAUAAAGACAGGGCAUAUGGUGGUAAAGGAUAGCUUGUUGAAACAGGAGAAUGUAAUUGUCAGUGGCGUAAGGCAUUGCACACAAGAAAAAGGUGUCGAUAAAAAAGCUACCUCUGGAUCACAUUGGCUCUUUUUCCCGUUUUUUUCAGCCCUCAACACUCAAGCCAUCUCUUUAACUGAACAUUUGUAUCUUCUUCCACAUCUUUACCAGUGAAUUUGGCACCAGGGACAUCAUUUUUGGACAGAAUUGAGGAUACUUGGCAUAGAGGAGAGGAGUGAGGGAGAUCUGGUGAUGAAGGAACAGCAUUGUUUGAAGAGAAAGAACAAAAAUGAAGAAUUUGACAAAAGUACAUAGGAGGUCUUAACAACUUAAAGGAUACAACAUCGAUCAACGGAUUCGUACUCCGUGGCGACUGUUGAUGGUUCCGUUAACCCGGCGCUGGGCCCUGUGCCCCAGCUGGCCUGCGGCAGCUCCAGCCCCGGCUCUGGAGGAUCACGGCACCCCGUCAGCACCUUGAAAAAGUGGCUCACCAGUCCAGUUCGUAAACUAAGCUCCGACGCCAGAGGAGCAAAUAGGCGGGUAGAGAAGCAGAUGUGCAGAUCGGACGGGAGACCGCAGCCAUCGCUCCUCUCCCAGCCAAAGCCUUUGGACCUGCAUGAUAGCAACUACACAAUCCUUCCCUCUGCAGAUGGAGUAUGGAAAGACAACCCGUUGAGUCCUAAAGCUUCAUCUCCUCUGCAGCCUUCCCAUCAGAUUGACUUAUCGGACCUUCUGCAAGGCGGAGAUGCUCAGAGUCUUAGCUACCAUACCAGUGUCAACACUCUCCAAGCUGACGACGUGAUGGAGGAUGCUGGAAGCCAGUGGUCUGUCGCGGUGGACAGUGAGGAAGAGAGAAACAUUGCCUUUGAGAAGAGUCUGUAUGUGCUGACAGAGCUGAUCGAGACAGAAAGGUUGUAUGUGGAAGAUCUUGGACUCAUUGUACAGGGCUAUAUGGCGACCAUGACCAAUCAGGGCGUUCCAGAAGACCUUAAAGGGAAAGAGAGGAUUGUUUUUGGAAACAUUCAACAGAUCCAUGACUGGCAUAAGAGUUAUUUCCUGGGCGAGCUGGAGAAAUGUGUGACAGACCCAGACUCUUUGGCCGAGCUCUUCAUCAAGCAUGAACGUCGUCUUCACAUGUAUGUGGUUUACUGUCAGAACAAGCCCAAAUCAGAGCAUGUUGUCUCUGAGUACAUUGAGACCUUUUUUGAGGAUCUCAGGCAGCAGUUGGGUCACAGGCUGCAACUCAACGACCUGCUGAUCAAGCCGGUCCAACGGAUCAUGAAGUAUCAGCUUCUGUUGAAGGACUUCCUAAAGUAUUACAGCAAAGCAGGACGGAAUGUAAAGCAACUUCAGAGGGCAGUGGAGGUGACUUGUUUUGUGCCUAAAAGAUGCAAUGACAUGAUGAAUUUAGGCAGGCUGCAAGGCUUUGAGGGUAAAAUCACAGCUCAGGGGAAACUUCUUCAGCAGGAUACUUUCUCUGUGAGUGAGCAGGAAGGCUGCAUCCUGUCCAGACCCAAAGAAAGGAGGGUCUUCCUGUUUGAGCAGCUGGUCAUCUUCAGCGAGCCAAUUGAUAAGAAAAAGGGAUUUUCUUUACCAGGCUAUACGUUUAAAAACAGCAUAAAGGUCAGCUGCUUGGGUGUGGAGCAGAAUUCCGGCGAGAGCCCAUGCUCUCUCGUCCUGACAUCCCGUGGGACAAAUAGCAGCGUGACUCGCUUUAUCAUGCAGGCAUUUUCUCCAGAAAUACAACAAGCUUGGCUAAGUGACGUACUGCAGAUUCUAGAGACCCAAAGGAACUUCCUUAAUGCCCUUCAGUCUCCGAUUGAGUACCAACGCAGGGAGAGCAAAUCAAACAGUCUCGGCAGGAACAUGAAGUCUCCGAGUAGCCUGCAGCCUUACUCAUCAGCGUCUAUGGACCGCCACCAGCAGCCCGGCCUGCUGGCUUACAACACCUCUCUUCCAUCGCUACAUCCGCAUCAUCACAGCCCAGCUGUGAAAGCAGUUUCUAACCCAUGUGCCACGACGCAUCAAGCGACCCGCCUUCAUAUGUCGUCAGAGCCACAGCUAACUUUGAGUCCUGAAGCGACUGGAAGCCACGGGAUGGCAAUUUCUCUGCCACCUUGCAGCCAGCACAGCAUGCAGGUUGUGACAGCUGCUUUCCAGGCAACCACUCUUAAUGACAGUAAAACCUGAGCACAUUAGUCAAAAACGCUCAGGCCUCGACAUCAAAACAUCUGGAUGGAGAACAAGUUGAGUGUACAACUGAAUGUGCAUGGAGUCAUUGCUAUUUUGAAUUGUACAAUUAAAAAAAAAUCCAUUCAAAGACAUUUUUGUUACCUGCAUAUACGGGGAGAUGUUUAAAAAAGAACUGACGACAUGGCAGAGACUCUUUGGUGACCCCUCAAGUUCCCAUCCUUAACAGAUAUUUGUACCCUGCAUAAUAGCCGAGUUUGGUAGGAUAGCCAUUGUUAGCUUGUUAUCUGUACCAAACACAUUUCUGCUUGUCACUGAGCAGAAAAAAGAGAAAGGGAACAGGCAAAAAGGAGUGCUCACCUGUACAGUAUUGCUCUUCCUAUGUUGUUUGACUUGGUGUUGUAAAUAAAAUUAAUCAAUGAAAGGAAAUCUUUCAGUAAUCCUGCAAUAUCUUGUUAUAAACUGCAAAACAAGCUCACAUGUAAAGUAUAUCCUAUACCUGGAGUUGAUAUCAUUCAUAUCAGCCAUUUUGUGGUUAACUUGUAUUUGCACUUUAUCACAUAAAUAAUUUUGUCUUGUUCACUGUACACAUGAAUGCAAGUUGCAGAAGGUGGCCUUUUUGUAAUAGGUUGUUUAGUUGGGUAGAUUCAUCGCCUAGUAAAUUAAUGCAAUGACCUUCAACGUGAAUACGCAUUGCCACCUAGAGGGGAAAAAAUGUAUUACAGUGUUGAACAUGUGACCCUUCAAAAUUUUUGCUGUUUGAAUUAUAUACAAGGACGUGGGGAUUAAAAUUGUGAAGGCCUUUUGAAAGAAUUGACUAAACUCACCCCAACAGUCAAAUUUUUAAUAAAUAAUAAAGUUUAAAAAACAAACAAACAAACAAAAAUACAUGAAACUCAUUCUGUAUGAAAAAAGGAGUAGUAAAUCAAAUAAUUGACAAAGCUGCAAGAAUAAAGUCGUUGGAUGAGAAGGAUGUACAUCAGAUACAAAACCAAAAGAGCUAACAAUUGAAACUAUUACAUAUUCUCGAUUUUUGUUGUCACAUUAAAUUUCCUUUAAAAAAGUUAUCUGAAAAUUACGUUUUCUCAAAAAAUGUAUGUAUCCAUGUUUCUAAAAAUGGUCAUUCAUAGACGUGUAUGUCAAUUGUAAAAUAUGUUAACUUGGCUAGUUUGCUAAAGAUUUUAUUUUGAAUGUAAUUUAAAAAAAAAAAUUAUAUUACUAUUUUCUUCAAUAAUUUAUUCUCUAUAAAUCAAUAAACCAGAUCCAUUAGAUGCAUGAAUGUAUGACUGGACUCUAAAUAGUAGAACAGAGUGAGUUUUGCCAACCUCCGACUUAAAAUUUUUUUGUCUCAUAAUGUUUCUAUUUUUAUGCAAGUAACGAUAAAACUUGAUCCACUGAUAUUUGCUUGUAAUUUUCUAAUACUUCGAGGUAUCAAACCUGCAUUGCUUAUAAAUGACUGUUUUCUAGACAAAACAUUGAACAAAUAAAUAGGAUCGCGAUUAGCAAAAUUCAGCUCUAUCUGCCGAUACAAAAGGCAUUCAUGCAGUCAUGAAAAAUAAAUUACCAUGAAAAAAAUCUUUUCAAUAGCGCCACUGCACUAGUUUUUAAAAUCUCUACAAUUUCUGUAAGCCUAUCUAGCAAAUUAUAGUGACAAAAGUACGGCCUUUAAAGACCAUGGUAUAAAAGAACAGUACUUCAGGAGUAAGAAGUGUAUGGUAAUAGAAGGUUGUUGUUUUUUUUUAAUGAUCCAUGGGUUUCCUCUAAUGCGCCAGCAAAAACCAAACACCAUUUCAUUGUGUCUUUAAACAUGCACUUUGGUCCAACAUUUGCCUGAGGCAGCGAUUGGGACAGUAUUUUAUGGUAUCAUAAAUUCAAACCACUGAAAUGACCUCAUACAUGUAAACAGAUUUUCUUCCACUGAAAUACACAAGUACACAGUAUACAUUUCUGAGAAAAAAAUGUUUGUGAGAAUACAGUACGACUCAGAAAAUUAGAAUACAGUCACAUGGAAAAAGUAUCUGAACCUUUUGGAAUUUGUCACAUUUCUGCAUGAAAUCGCCAUCAAAUGUGAUAUGAUCUGUCAAAAUCACACAGAUGAAAAACGGUGUCUGCUUGAACUAAAAAUGUUAAUGAGGAUAGUAUGCAACAACGACAGAAGGGGGAAAAAUAAGUGAAUCAUCACAUUCAAUAUUUUGUGCCCCCCUUUGGCAGCAAUAACAUCAACCAGACGCUUCACAUAGCUGCAAAUCCAUCUGGCACAUUGAUCAGGACUAAUAUUGGCCAUUCUUCUCUACAAAACUGCUGUAGUUCAGUAAGAUUCCUGAGAUGUCUGGCAUAAAUCGCUGUCUUUAGGUCAUGCCAUAGCAUCUCAAUGCAGUUCAAGUGUGGACUUGGCCGCUCCUGAAUAUGUAUCUUGUUCUUCUGAAACCAUUCUGAAGUUGAUUUACUUCUCUGUUUUCGAUCAUUGUAUUGUUGCAGCAUACAUCCUCUUUUAGCUUCAACUGUCUGAUAGACGGCCUCAGGUUUUCCUGCAAAACUUCCUGAUAAACUUUUGAAUUCAUUCUUCCACUAAUGAGUGCGGUUUGUCCAGGCCUUGAGGAAACAAAACAGCCCCAAAUCAUGAUGCUCCCUCCACCAUGCUUUACGGUUGGGAUGAGGUGUUGAUGUUGGUUAGCUGUUCCAUUUUUCCUCCGAACAUGACGUUGUUUUACUCCCAAACAAUUCAACUUUGGUUUCAUCAAGCCACAAAAUAUUUUGCCAAAACUUUUGUGGAGUGUCCAAGUGCCUUUUUGCAAACAUUAAACGAGCCACAAUGUUAUUUUUAGAAAGCAGUGGCUUCCCCCGUGGAGUCUUCCCAUGAACACCAUUCUUGGACAUAGUUUUACAUAUAGUUGAUGUGUGCACAUAGAUACUGGACUGUGCCAGUGAUUUCUGUAGACGCUCUAGGGUUCCUUUUUACCUCUCUGAGUAUUCUGCGCUGAACUCUUGGCGUCAUCUUCGGUGGACGGCCACUCCUUGGGAGAGAAGAAACAGUUCCAAACUCUCUUAAUUUGUAGACAACUUCUCUGACUGUCAAUUGAUGAACAUCCAGACUUUUAGAGAUGGUUUUGUAUCCUUUCCCAGCUUUAUACAAAUCAACAAUCCUUGAUCGCAGGUCUUCAGACAGCUCUUUUGACCAAGCCAUGAUGCACAUCAGACAAUGCUUCUCAUCAAGAUCAUUCUUACCAGGUGUCUGUUUUAUAGUGGGCAGGCCAGCUUUAAACCACUCAUCAGUGAUUGAGCACACCUGACUGAGGGGCAGUUUACAUGGCAACUUUGCGACAUGAAGACGCAAUGACUGAGUAGCGGGAUUGCCUCGCGUGCAUAUUGAAUUGGCGAAGACGAAAGGCAAAGACGAAAAAUUCUGAAUCCUGCCUCUAAAGUGGAAGAAUUCGAUUACGGGGGUCGCAGUGCAUUCAUAUGCAGGGAAACCGCCUUCGUUUCGAUGACGGAAGCAUUCGCGCACGUCACACGGGCGUGCGCAGCAGUGCUAUUAAACAUUAAAAACAGCAAAUGGCGGAACGUCGGCUUUAAUUUAUUGUUUUCAUAAUAUUUUUAAUUUAAAUAUGUUGAAUGUUUCCAUUUUUGUGCCUUUUUUAACAAAAUAAAAUGCCAUUUCUUGGAGAGGGCAUGCAUGUUGUCUUCCGGGCUGAGGAGGUCAAAGUGCAUCAUUCGCUGUCGCCUUGUAAUCUGCACUGCCGCCUAGGUCCUGGCGUGAAUACUACAUCGUUUUCAUACGGAAUUGCGACAUUAUUCGAAUGGAAUCGGAACCAUAUAAAUGCAAACAUGAAAUUUUUCGUCCUCUCUGAGAGUCACCAUGUAAACUGCCCCUUAAUAUGUCUGGUGAAAAUUGGUUUCAAUUGCUCUUUAAGUCUCAUUUGGCAGAGGAGUAACUUAUUUUUCGCCCUUCUGUCAUUGAUUGCAUGCCAUCCUCAUUAAAAUAUGAAAACCUAUAAAUGUUUGGGUGGUUUUAGUUAAAGCAGAUGCUGUUUUUACAUCUGUGUGAUUUUGACAAAGAUCAGAUCACAUUUGAUGUUGAUUUUAUGCAGAUAUGUAAGAAAAUCCAAAAGGUUCGGAUACUUUUUAAUACCAUUGUAUCCUGCCGGAUCAGCAAUCUUCCCCAUGUCAAGCUAAGACUGACUUCCUAAAGGCUCAGGACACUUUUACAAGUGUUUUGAAUCACACAAGCCAACUGUGUACAAAGCUGAAGUUUUCACAGUAUUCUUAAUUUUCUGAGUUUGUGGUUUUAAUCAGAGGAAAAUCUUAAACAGGAAAGUUACAUUAAGGAACUGCUUGAGAUAUAUCAAUUUGUGUGUAAUGGCUCAAUAACAUUUUGUUGGUUUCGCCUUUUGUGUUAAAUCUCCAAAAUAAAACAACUUUUACUUGAUAUUGUAAUUUUUGAGUAGUACUGUAUUUUAUGACUGUAUAAAUUGUAUCACUUGUCAAUAUGAUCAGGGAAAAAAAGUUCAAUCACAUGUAUGGGAGCAUUUCAAUAGUGUGUACGGUGAAUUAUGCCCCUGAAGGCCCCUCAUAACACAUCCACGCGCACACACCCCCAUACACUACCAGAUCAGCUUUCACACAUUUCCAGGCAGACGAGAUGAUGGACUUAAGACAUGUUCACAAACAGGAAAAACAGUGUUAAGAAGGCUAGCAAAAAUAAACAUUUCAAAGCCAAACCAGUGACAAUACUAAGUAGCUC
Corythoichthys intestinalis (scribbled pipefish) is the source of this 8230-nucleotide messenger RNA. It is a transcript of the gene arhgef25b, whose product is annotated as Rho guanine nucleotide exchange factor (GEF) 25b. Gene Ontology annotation, molecular function: guanyl-nucleotide exchange factor activity. Gene Ontology annotation, biological process: axon guidance. The coding region runs from base 1852 to 3489 and encodes 545 amino acids. The record is from RefSeq and is a predicted model, not a curated record. Gene Ontology annotation, cellular component: plasma membrane; extrinsic component of membrane; cytoplasm. NCBI's taxonomy places the organism in Eukaryota, Metazoa, Chordata, Actinopteri, Syngnathiformes, Syngnathidae. The transcript has 17 exons.